Messenger RNA from Pongo pygmaeus (Bornean orangutan), 2940 nucleotides. It is a transcript of the gene PSRC1, whose product is annotated as proline and serine rich coiled-coil 1. The record is from RefSeq and is a predicted model, not a curated record. NCBI's taxonomy places the organism in Eukaryota, Metazoa, Chordata, Mammalia, Primates, Hominidae. The transcript is spliced from 8 exons. Gene Ontology annotation, biological process: mitotic metaphase chromosome alignment. Bases 1342 to 2343 code for a protein of 333 amino acids. Gene Ontology annotation, cellular component: spindle pole; spindle microtubule; microtubule cytoskeleton. Gene Ontology annotation, molecular function: microtubule binding.
AUGUGUAAACUGUGGUGGUGCUGUCUGGAGUGUCUUUUAGCAUGCUAAUACAUUAUAAUUAGCGUAUAAUGAGGACUGAGGACCACCAGAGGUCAGUUUCAUCGCUAUCUUGGUUUCGGUAGGUUUUGGCUGGCUUCUUUACCCAUGCUGUUUUAUCACCAGUCUUUGUGACCUGUAUCUUGUGCCAACCUCCUAUCCCAUCCUGUGACUUAGAAUGCCUAACCUCCUAGGAAUACAGCCCAGGUCUCAACCUUAUUUUACCCAGCCUCUAUUCAAGAUGGAGUCGUUCUGGUUUGAAGCCUCUGACAAGUUCACUGGUGGCCCGGGCAACAUUUAGAAACAAUAGAGACAACACUCCUAACAAGUUGGUUUAAGCAUUUUACAAAUACUGCUUUUAGUUCAGAGGGGGCUACUUACAAACACCCCCUCUAAAUCCCCUAAGGGCACACGGUAGAAAAUGCCUUCAUAAUUAUCCUUGUAACACCGUAACUGCGAGGACUACCAUCCUCCUUUCACAGAUAAGCGAAGAGAGGUGAAAAGAGGGCAAAUAUACUCAAGGCAGCCGCCUCUAAACCGAAACUUGGGUUUUGAGGUCAGUUAAACUUGGGUUGAAUUUGAACUCAAGCCUGCCUGGGUGAAAAGCCCGUUGCCUUCUUUGCACCUCAGCGGCUUCAGGUUCUUGAAGAGGCGAUAGAGGAUGUACUUCUUAGACAACCUCAAUAUACCUACAAUAUAAGUGUUUAGGUGCUCCCUUAACAUGGAAAAAACCCACAACUGAGGAACCCCGGCCAAUGCGGCGCCUGCAUAUUGAGUGCGCCCAAGAAAACGAAUUUCCUCCCGUAGAGCGUCGGUUAGCGGCCGCGUUAGGCGGCACAACCGUUCUGGAGACUGGGUGCUCCGCGGCCCAGCAGAGGAAGGGGGGUGGGGCGCGAGUUCCAUACUCGUGGGUCCGUUUCUUCCCUCCUGGCCAGCCGCGCUCUGCUCCCAUCGGCCUGCGGGAAAGAGGGUCUCCGCGCACACGAGCACGCGCACUCGCGGCCUCAACCCUCGGCUCCGCGUCGGCAGCCUGGGAUGCAGUCUUCUAGGAACGGUUCUCCCCCAGCCCCCACCGGCUGACUUCCGGCCGGCAGCUCCGCAGCCCCGCCCCCUGAGGAUUCACCAAUCACGGUGCGCGUGUGGCUUAGUAGGUGGGGCCUGAGAGAUUCGAAAGGAGCCCCGCCCCCUCGGAGCUGAUUCCCGGGACUAGGUUGCGGGAGAAAGCCUGUUGCGUGGAAGAUAAGGCUGCGCGGAGAGUGGAAACAGGCUCAGAUCUAACUGGACUCUCGCUCCUGCUGGCUGGACAUGGAGGAUUUGGAGGAAGAUGUAAGGUUUAUUGUGGAUGAGACCUUGGACUUUGGGGGGCUGUCACCAUCUGACAGCCGUGAGGAGGAAGACAUAACAGUGUUGGUGACUCCAGAGAAACCACUUCGACGGGGCCUCUCCCACCGAAGUGACCCAAAUGCAGUGGCACCUGCCCCCCAGGGUGUGAGGCUCAGCCUAGGCCCCCUCAGCCCAGAGAAGCUGGAGGAGAUCCUCGAUGAGGCCAACCGGCUGGCCACUCAGCUGGAGCAGUGUGCCCUACAGGAGCGGGAGAGUGCAGGCGAGGGCCUGGGGCUUCGCCGAGUGAAGCCCAGUCCUCGGCGGGAGACCUUUGUGCUGAAGGACAGUCCUGUCCGAGACCUGCUGCCCACUGUGAACUCUUUGACGCGGAGCACCCCCUCCCCAAGCAGCCUGACGCCUCGACUCCGGAGCAAUGAUAGGAAGGGGUCAGUCAGGGCUCUCCGGGCAACAUCUGGAAAGAGGCCCUCCAACAUGAAGAGGGAGUCACCCACUUGCAAUCUGUUCCCUGCAUCCAAAAGCCCAGCAUCUUCUCCUCUUACCCGAUCGACCCCCCCAGUCCGGGGGAGAACCGGGCUCAGUGGGAGAGCAGCAGCCAGCCCACCCAACCCCGUCAGAUCCGUCCUGGCCCCACAGCCUUCUACCAGCAACUCUCAACGCCUGCCCCGGCCACAGGGAGCAGCUGCUAAAUCUUCCAGUCAACUGCCCAUUCCCUCGGCCAUCCCCAGGCCUGCCAGCCGAAUGCCACUCACCAGCCGGAGUGUGCCACCUGGCAGAGGUGCCCUACCUCCGGAUUCUCUGUCAACUCGAAAAGGGCUUCCAAGACCAAGCACUGCAGGACACAGAGUGCAGGAAAGUGGACACAAGGUUCCUGUUUCCCAGCGACUAAAUCUUCCUGUCAUGGGUGCCACUCGCAGCAAUCUGCAGCCCCCCAGGAAAGUGGCAGUCCCAGGACCUACCAGGUAAAGAGAUCAGGACAGCAAGCAAGACUUCAGUAGCAAACCACUACAGUCAGUACCUGGACUUGCCUCUACCCAGCAGACCCUGACUCCAGCAGAUUCUGGCCCAGGGACAGGAGGAAGAGAUGCCACCAGGGCUGGUCUCCCGGGAGUAGAGACAAUGGGAAAUGGGGUGGAUUAGGAUUGAGCUGGAGAAGACUUAACCUCUCUGGGUUGAAAGAAGAUUAGGGGCAAAGAGGUCACCUUCCAGCAGUGAAAUGAACAAAUAGAAGAUGAGAAGUACAGGCAAGUGGUUUGUUUUUAUCCACCCCCACUGUUGUGGUCAGCCCCAGAGAAUUUUAUCUUCUUCCCUGGCAUUGGUUCACUGGACAUUUCCAUGUGAGUGGCCUCCGUAGCUAACCUCCCUGCCCUCUGAGGAGCCAUCUUCCUGAAUCGCAUUCUCUACUGGACUCUGGCCUGCUUGGAGAGGUGGCAGAAGGCACCCGGUCUUCAGAAAUUGUUUCCUGUGAAUUCUGUGACUCCUAAUAGGCCAGUCUGUGAUCAGCUUACUCUAUGAGUCUUCAUUUUUCUAAAAUAAAGUGAAUGUAUUUUUAUAUCCUCUGUA